Messenger RNA from Lactuca sativa (garden lettuce), 1416 nucleotides. RefSeq names its product GDSL esterase/lipase At1g28570. Gene Ontology annotation, molecular function: lipase activity. The record is from RefSeq and is a predicted model, not a curated record. Gene Ontology annotation, biological process: lipid metabolic process. Lineage: Eukaryota; Viridiplantae; Streptophyta; Magnoliopsida; Asterales; Asteraceae.
AUUUUAAAAAAUGUAAAUAGUAAGUACUGUGUAAAUAAAAUACAAGCAAAUUAGAAUUUUAAUCUUUUUAAUAGAUCGCUUUUGGGACCAAGGGGUAGCACAGGCAAAGAUAAAUAGACGAGACUUUAGUUUCAUAUCUUUUAGAAACAAUUUCUGAGCUCAAACUCUGUAAUGGCACGUCCUUCUUCAUCAUUUACCUUAUUCUUCAUCAUUUUGCAGCUCUUAUGGACUUGUAGUUUGUAUGCAAAUGGAUGUUACACUUCAAUCAUCGGUUUUGGAGACUCUCUAUUCGACACUGGUAACCUAAAACAGCUGAAUCCACAAUUAGGUUUCUUUUAUCCUCCUUAUGGCGAAACCUUUUUUCAUAAGCCCACUGGUCGUGCUUCCAAUGGUCGCCUCAUAAUCGAUUUCAUUGCUGAGAGCCUCAAGCUGCCAUUUGUACCACCAUUUUUCGAUGACAACGGGAGCCAGAAGAUGGAAUUGGGACAAGGAGUAAAUUAUGCUGUAAUAGGUGCAACCGCAUUGGAUUCUUCUAUUCUUGAAGCCAUUGGGGUUCAUAACAAGCUUACAAAUGUAUCUUCACGAGUUCAACUUGAGUGGUUCAAACAAUCCAUAUGUGCCAAUGUUUCAGAUUGUAGUCACUUAAUUGGAGAUUCCUUGAUUCUCAUGGGUGAGACUGGAAUGAACGAGUACAUUAACGCAUUAGAGGACGGAAAAUCCAUAGAUGAGGUUGAAACAUAUGUUCCAUUUGUUGUUGAAGCCAUUAUCUCAGCAGUUAAUGAACUUAUUGAGCUUGGGGCCAAAACAAUACUUGUACCAGGAGGCCUACCAAUGGGAUGCUUCCCAAUGAUUUUAAAACUCGACUAUGGAUAUGAUAAGACCAAAUAUGAUAAUAUAACUGGAUGUUUAUUCCAGUUUAACAAGAUUGCCGAGUACCACAAUGAACUUCUCAUGAAAGAACUCAACAAAAUUCGAGAGUUGUAUCCUGAAGCAAAUCUCUUAUAUGCUGAUAUCUACAAUGCUGCCAUGCAGUUUUAUCGCUCUCCAAAAAAAUAUGGAUUCACAAAUGAAGUUUCAAAGGCAUGUUAUGAUUUUACAUGGGUGCUCCGUUACAACGAUUCAGUAUCAUGGUGGGACUUAUCACCAACUUUAUGUGAUAAUCCGGAUACAUAUAUUUCAUGGGAUGGGACACACUUAACGGAAGCAGCAUAUAAAAUUAUCUCAAAGAGUUUAUUGCAAGGGCCAUACACGGUGCCCCAAUUCUACUCCUCGUGCCUGUUAAAAGAGAUGGAUGUAUUAUCAAGUUUUAUGUAAAUCAGUGGCUGAAAAAUUAUUAAGCAUUAUUCAAGCCCCGAAUAAAUGAAAACAGAAAAUGUGUUUUCUAUAAUAAAUGAAAACACUAUAUGAUUCAUAUUA